ACACCAAUACACCAACAAAAUUCGAGCAAAUCCUCAUAGUUAUGUCGUCGCGAGUAUUAUCGGCCACUUCAUUCACUCCCCUCCGUCCCACCACACCUAACAAAUCCAAACUUAAGCCCACGAUGAACUCAGCAAAGCCAUUUCUCUUCUCAUCAUCAUCGUCGUCGUUGGAGUUUGGUGUUAGAAAUGGGAGGGUAAAUUGCAACGCCGUGAGGGAAAGCUCUCAAGGAUCGAUUGAUCGAACCGUUUAUCAGGGCUCCUUUGGCCCAUGGACCAUUGAGCCUGAAGAUGUUCGAGAGGUUCUCUUAUACAGGUUCGGAUUAGUGACUGCUGCUUCAUCCUUUGUAAUUGCUUCAUCAGCUGCAUUUUUACCUAACAACUUUGCAUUGAAAGACAUCGUCGACCAAAACCUUAAUCUGUUUUACGUGAUCGGUGCCGGUGGAUUGGGGCUAUCCUUGUACUUGAUUCACAUCUAUAUAACCGAGCUUAAACGGACCCUUCAAGCGUUUUGGGCGCUCGGUGUUGUUGGCUCGUUGGCAACCUACUUAGCCCUUGCUCAACCGGCCGGAGAGAACUUGGUUCGGUAUGUUAUCGAGAACCCGACUGCUGUCUGGUUUGUUGGUCCUAUCUUUGCUGCAUUGACGGGCCUUGUUUUCAAAGAAGGUCUCUGCUAUGGAAAGUUGGAAGCUGGUAUUCUUACAUUCAUUAUACCUACACUUCUUCUUGGCCACCUGACAGGUUUGAUGGACGACGGAGUGAAACUUACUCUACUCGGUUCAUGGAUGGCACUCUUUGUUAUCUUUGCCGGAAGGAAGUUUACUCAACCCAUUAAGGAUGAUAUAGGCGACAAAUCCGUGUUCGUGUUCAACUCUCUACGAGAAGAUGAAAAGCUGGCCUUGAUCCAGAAACUUGAGAAGCAAAAACUACAAUCAGAUAGCUAAGAACAAGUGAACAACAUCAAUAGGGCGCAUGUUAGUGACGAAUGGGGGAAGACUUUUGAGCUAGUUAAUUUUGUUCGUGUACUCUUACCGUUGCCUGUUUCGAUCGAAUCCGGAAUCCGGUUUCAAGGUUUCGGGAUCUUGUUUCUUCGGGUUUGUUAUCAGUUAAAUUUUGGGGCAUCAAGACCUUAUUUCUUGGGGAUCUUUAUCGGUUAUGUAUAGCAUGAAAACUUUGGUGUAAAUAACGUAAGAUUUGA
Hibiscus syriacus is the source of this 1195-nucleotide messenger RNA. RefSeq lists its product as uncharacterized. The coding region runs from base 42 to 941 and encodes 299 amino acids. The transcript has 5 exons. Gene Ontology annotation, cellular component: chloroplast. NCBI's taxonomy places the organism in Eukaryota, Viridiplantae, Streptophyta, Magnoliopsida, Malvales, Malvaceae. The record is from RefSeq and is a predicted model, not a curated record.